AUGUCGACGACUUCGUAUCAGACCAACGCCAAACCUAGGAGUCGCCGUGGGAGUCACGGCGAAGCCUCUGAGAACAAUCGCAGUAGAGCCUCCAGCUCCGCUUCAUUGAGGUUAUCCAAGACGUUGUCCCGGACUCUCGACGAGGUUGCUGUUCCAAGAAACAGCCGGCCUAGUUCACCGGCCAUUCACAACUACCGACAGAGAACAUUUGACUCCAGGCCGUCUGACCAGUUUAUGACUUCCUCGAGACAGUCGACUGGCUCUGUCGAUUCGGUCAGGAACGUCAGAUCCAGGUAUGAGGAGGAGAGGACACGGACGCCCGGAUCUGCCGUCAAGAUGAAACCACAAGUCGUGCAGUCCUGGGAUGACGAACACAGCCAGCCCAAUAAACCCAUGGCGGGCGAAAAUCUGGUCACACAAACCGCAACGGUCGGGGCACCUGAGGCGAAGCCCAUGGAGUCGCAGACAAAGGGGCCAGCGCAAACACCAUCGUCCAGCGAGACACCAGCAUUAAGAUUACUGGCGUCCAUGCAACCAACUGUUGCUGAAGAAGCCGACGAAAACCUUGUUCACCCGGCAUCAUCCGUGCCACCGCAGUUGACAACUUCCCCUCCGCUUCCUGCUACCGUCGCUGCACCUUCAGCCACAGUAACCGAAGAGAAGGUUGGCGAGGACGUUGCCCACCCAUCUCCCCGGACAUCUAAAUCCUCUCUUCAAGACCCGUCUUCCGUCUACAAUGCCACCGGAUCGGCAGCCUCUUCUGGAAAUCCGCUGCUUGCCCCACAUCCCAAAUCCACGGUCACUUUUCUCCAGCCUUCGCUUGUUCAGCAACUACCCGAAUCAGGCGAGGGCGAGGUGUCCGUACCCAUAAUGACGAGUCCCUCUCUAAGAACUGAAGCGACAGACCCCCAUGAUUCACUGCACAGGACACGCUCCCCAGUAACAUCGCCAACGCAGUCGCCUAUGCUCCAACAUGCCGGCAGUCCUCCCCCUCAACACCUCUUAUAUUACCCCCUCUCCUUCAUGGGCAGUCCGCCUUUUCAUCCUGGAAUGUACCCUUCCAACUUCACGCCUCCAAACAUGCCCCUUGUUUCUGGCGAAGGAGUCCCAAGGUCGGGUUCUGCAGGAGCUGAGGACGAGCGUACAAAGCUUCUAGAAAAGGUUUCCAGUGUUCUUCCAGACAUAGAUCGCCUCCUGCAUUAUUACCGCGAAACCCAAGGCCUUUUGACCGAGAAAGAUCACCUGGUCAAACAAGCAGAGAACCAACACGAGGAAGAGGUCACCAGACUACGUAUCGAGCUGAGCGCAACAAGGGAAGAAUAUGAAAGGAUCAUUGGGGACCAAGCGAGGGAAAAUGUCAACCUGAAAGGCGUGGUCGCCGAGCGCGAUGAGAAGGUGGCGCUUCUGGAAGCCACCUGUAACGAGCUCUCAUCAGUCCAAGAACAGCUAGCAGAUGUGCGUCAGGAGUAUGAGUGCCUGAAAGAAGAGGCGGGGAGGGACAAAGCGCUAAUUGAACAGCUUGUAACGGAAAAGCAGGCCCUCGAAGAGGCGGUGGACGGCCUCAAGAAGCAGGCAGCUGAGGAACAGGCUCUGCAGAACCGUACACUGGCAGAGUUGAAAGCCGCCUAUGAGGAACAAUUGACCGAGAAAGAGCACGAACAUGCCAAGGCAUUUGCUGAGCACAAGGCCGGUCUAUCUAAAGUUCAACUCGAUCUUGCAGGCAUAAUCACGAAACAUGCUGAGCAGAAGAAAGACCUGGAUUCCGCUCGAGCCAUUAUCUCAGAACAAGAGCUGUUGUUGGCGAAUAAAGCUACCGAGCUCGCUGAUGCGUUGCGACUCCAUCAGGAUGAAUUGCAAGCCAGAACCAAAGCAGCGCAAGAAAUCGCAGAGCAGCACCUGCAGGAGAUUGAGAAGUCGUCACAAGAACUAUCCGAAUUGAAAACAAAGCACGAAGAAGAAGUGCGUCUGUUGCGUGAUACUCACGAGAAGGAGGUCGAAAGAAUCGAAAAGGCAUCUGAAACCCGACUAGCCGAGGUCGAGGCUGAGCAUAGCCGUCGCGAGGCUCAAUUACAGGAUGAAGUGAACACCGCACUCACCGAGCUCGCCAAAGAGCGAGAGGCGCUUGACGGGUUGAAGACGGAACUCUCAAACUCACAAAAAGCACAUAGCGCAUUGGCAAGCCAGCACGAGAUGACCCGGAAGCAUCACGCCGAGUUGGCCGAAUCAAUGCGCAGUCUAAAAGAUAAGCAGGCGGAAUGGCAUCGAGAAAGCGAAAGGAUGGACAAACUUUUGCAGGGCUUUGGGCAACUGGUUUCGAGCAAAAACACAGGCAAAAGCGACCAGUUCUUUGUCAGCGCUUUUAACCAACUGGGGUCCUUGAUAGAAGAAAUCGCGACACAAUUCUUCCAACCCAAUCCCAACAAUCUUGCGCAUCAUCAACAAGUAUAUCAGAAGCUUGGUGUCCCUGACAUAUCAGGGGUUACAGCGGCGGCCACGGUGCUUCGAAGCUUGGUGAUACAAAGCCAGAUCUGGAGCAUCAUACAGCGGCGCGUCUUUGAGCCCUUUGUGUUUAUAUCGGCGCAUGGGGCGGACGACGAGGACAACGUGGAAAAGGAGUUUUGGGCAUUAGCAUCAAUGAUACGGGCGAAGAGCUUGCGUCGAGAGGCGAUGUGGCGAAGUAUAACAAUGCGAGCCAUCUACGCCAGCGCUGCCGGGCGCAAAGCUACUCGGAUUGCGGCGACGAGGCUCAGCAUGGAGAUCAUGGACAGGAUCGAGACGUUGACUCUAAGCGAGACCCGUCCAGCGCUGCUCCAAGCGAUCCGUGUCGUGGCCAAAGUAGCGGUGGAGACGUGGCGCCGAGCGCGUCUCGAAUGGGAUCUCAUCCACUCGAGCAUGCCUUCGACGCCGGAGACUUGGGAGGCCACAUCCAGCCCUUCUGAUGCUAUGCUGUGGGUGCGACCGCACAUUGUGAGAGAGCUUGCGAUUCGUGGCACCGCUGGAAUGGAGGUUCGGGACGAAACUAGCCCUCAGCAAACUCCGACCAUGGCAUGUUGCAUCUACCUGCAGGGCACGGCGCUACAUCGGGACUCUCCACUGGUGCAGGCAAGGCGACAGGAGCUGUCAGGGGAGCAGAAGGAUAACUGA
Molecule: messenger RNA, 3144 nt
Organism: Capronia epimyces CBS 606.96
Lineage: Eukaryota; Fungi; Ascomycota; Eurotiomycetes; Chaetothyriales; Herpotrichiellaceae
Exons: 2
Coding region: 1-3144 (1047 amino acids)
Source: RefSeq, a predicted model, not a curated record